This is a messenger RNA of Alternaria novae-zelandiae, 1062 nucleotides long. RefSeq lists its product as uncharacterized. Gene Ontology annotation, biological process: protein N-linked glycosylation. The record is from RefSeq and is a predicted model, not a curated record. Lineage: Eukaryota; Fungi; Ascomycota; Dothideomycetes; Pleosporales; Pleosporaceae. Gene Ontology annotation, molecular function: alpha-1,6-mannosyltransferase activity. The coding region runs from base 1 to 1062 and encodes 353 amino acids. Gene Ontology annotation, cellular component: mannan polymerase complex; Golgi membrane. The transcript has 2 exons.
AUGCCCCCGAGGAAAACGUCGCGACCACCGCCCUAUGCCGCCCGCAACCAGAGCGGAGGAAUUGCGAUUCCGCCUGCGCUCAAGAAUCUCCUUCGCAGCAGAGCAGGACGAUUGAUAGUCGGCGGUGUACUGGGCUUCUUUGUCCUGAUAUGGAUGCUGAGUGGUAGUGGAGGAACCAGCAGGAGGACAGCCUCUAAAGUUGGGGGUUGGACAGCCGCGAAUAUACCCAAGCCGGCGAUAGGGAGCGGACCGCCUGUGGUGGUUAUCACAACAAUAGAUCCGAAGGCGGAUCCCGUCUGGACUCAAAAGAUCAAGAGCAACAGGGAAGAAUACGCCAAGAAACAUGGUAUGCCUGAACUCUCUCUUCCCACCCAUUGCGAUAUCAGAGCAAAGGGCCAUACUAACCCCAUCCCAGGCUACCUCACCUUCUUCCCCACCGCAGACCAAUACCCCAUCGGCAACUCACCCGCGACCUGGUCGCGCGUCCCCGGCACCCGCCACGCCAUGACGCUCUACCCAACCUCAACAUUCUUCUGGUACCUCGACGCCACGGCGCUCAUCAUGAACACCGCACUCCCCAUUCACACCCACCUCCUCACGCCCGCCAAACUCGAAACCCACAUGAUCACCAAUGCGCCCGUCGUACCGCCCGACAGCGUCAUCAAAACCUUCAGCAACCUCAAGGGCGACAGAAUAGAUUUCGUCGUUACACAGGACAAGGACGGAUUGGCACCGAGCAGUUUCGUGGUCAGGAACGGGGAGUGGGCCAAGUUCUUCCUGGAUGCUUGGUUCGAUCCGAUAUACAGGAGUUAUAACUUUCAGAAGGCGGAGAGUCAUGCUUUGGAGCAUAUUGUUCAAUGGCACGGCACCAUCCUCGCCAAACUAGCCAUGGUCCCGCAGAACCUCCUCAACGCCUACGCAACCGGCCCCGCAAGUCCCAAAGACGGACAGUUCACAGAAGGCGAUCUCGUCGCCAACUUCCCCGGCUGCGAUAAAGACGGACGGGACUGCGCGAAGGAACAGGAACAGUUCUGGGCUAUACUCGAACAGGGCAAGAACUAG